Ascochyta rabiei is the source of this 1149-nucleotide messenger RNA. RefSeq lists its product as uncharacterized. The transcript has a single exon. The record is from RefSeq and is a predicted model, not a curated record. Lineage: Eukaryota; Fungi; Ascomycota; Dothideomycetes; Pleosporales; Didymellaceae. Bases 1 to 1149 code for a protein of 382 amino acids.
AUGGACGAUGGACCGAGAUACACUUUGACCGACUUGUGCGAGGACGUACUGCUCAUGAUAAGCGACCUUCUCAACCUGCAGUGCUCAGACGGAGAAAAACCAAUCAGAUAUCUAUCAAUGGUCAACCGCCGACUACGGAGCAUUCUCAGCCCGUGUCUCUUCAAGUCGCUGUGCAUCAAUCGGCCACUGAGUCAGCUCAGCUGUACACCACUCAUCUAUCGACAUGCAAAAACCUUGAAGAUCGACAUGUUUGGUUCUAUGUGGUGGUGGUGUGCAGGAGCCUAUGUAUCGAGCAAGGACGCCCUUGAUCUCUUUGCAGCUGUUAAAAGGAUGCCGCAGCUGAAGAGAUUGGAAGUGACAAUGAUGAAGAGGAAUCUAGACAUGUUCUUGACAGCUUUUGAAGAGAUGGACGAUGCGCAGACAUUGUUACUGCCAGGCGUGGAAACAUUGGUCGUUACUUCUGCUGCUGCUUUUCUAGCUUCUCACUGCCCGGACCUCAAGAACCUCAUCGUUGAAGAUGCGCCAUCAUGCAUGAUCGAACCUUACGUCGACGUGCCUACACGGCUGACACCACUACAUCCACAAUUGGUCGGGGGACAGUGGACAUAUCCGCAGCUCACACACUUCGACACCACAGCGAGCUGGUCUGCUGCGGAGAUUGCCGCACUUGUACCGUCGUUUCCACGCCUCCAGCAUCUACAUAUGCGCAGCGACGCUUUCUGCUACCGGGCAUCCAUCGAAACCAUCAUGGAGCUUCUAGGCUGCAGUCUCGGGGACCUGCAAACACUCAAACUGAACAAGGUUGGCCAUCUCGACAUGGGGUUCAGAGCAGUCUGGAAGCGAAGCAUUGCCACAUGUACUACGCAAGAGCAGCGCAGAAUACUGUGGUUACACAAUGAGGCGCGCAGAGUCGAGGCCGAAAACAACGUUGCUCGUUUGGCAUUUCUAAAAAUCCAGCGACUCAAGGAGAUCUGGCUUGGUGACAAACGCGUUGCGCGACGGUCUGCAGGUUGUAACGGGAAGGUAGACUUGAGCUGGAUCUGGGAGCGGAGAAGAGAGGCUUUCGACGACUGUACUCGAGGUUCGGAGUGGGCGAAGUAUCGGGAGGAGAAAGAAGCCGUAGUGAUCCACAACGAGGUCUGCACAUAA